Molecule: messenger RNA, 1312 nt
Organism: Pimephales promelas (fathead minnow)
Lineage: Eukaryota; Metazoa; Chordata; Actinopteri; Cypriniformes; Leuciscidae
Source: RefSeq, a predicted model, not a curated record
UUGAUUUGAAUUUAAAAGACAAUUCUCUUGUGCUCAAACUGUUGCUUUGCAAUAUUUUCCUCGUCUUUCUUUUGGUGAUCUAAAAGUACUGUCCGUUCACAUCCAGAGUUUCAGCUGUAAUCUGAUCCCACACACUCAGUAAUUAUAAAGCAGGGCUGGGAAGCAGUACUGGAGAUUUGUCAUUAAGGCACCCUAAAUAAAGACUCAGGCAAAAGGGUGAGGUUUGUGGAUUUCGGUCAUCAAGAUCCACCUAAAAACGGCUCAUGGACCCCCAAGGUGGUCAUUACCUAAACAAGGCAGCGGUGCUGUCCGGACUCGGCGCUGCCCGAAUGAUCCAGCUUCUCCUGGGCUGCACCACGAUGGCCCUGGUGGCCCACAGCGCGGGAUUCAGCGCCACCUACGGCACCUUCUGCAUGUUCGUCUGGUGCUUCUGCUUCGCCGUCACACUGUUGGUCUUCACCCUGGACGUGACGAGGCUUCAUGGGUGCAUGCUUAUCUCCUGGGACAACUUCACCGUGGCCUUCGCCAUGCUCGCCACUCUCAUGUACAUCACAGCGUCGAUAGUGUAUCCCGUGUACUUUCUACGAUCCGAGUGCCCAUCCGAGGGAUGCGAGGUGAGGAACUACCGAAUCGCGGUCACCGUUUGCUCAAGCGUCUGUUGCUUCGCCUACGGAGCCGAGGUGUUUAUCACACGGGCCAAACCGGGGCAUGUGGUCGGAUACAUGGCCACCGUAUCCGGCUUGCUUAAAGUGGUCCAAGCCUUCAUAGCCUGCAUUAUCUUCGGCGCCCUGGCCAACGACAGCGAGUACAACCGGCACAUCCCGACCCAAUAUUGCGUGGUCGUCUACAGCCUGUGCUUCGCCGUGACCGUAGUCGUCGUUGCGCUCACCGUUUCUGGGACGUCUUCGUUACGCUUCCCUUUCGACCGCUUCGUGGUCGUCUACACCUUCCUGGCGGUGCUUUUGUAUCUGAGCGCUGCCGUGAUCUGGCCGGUGUUCAGUUUCGAUAAGAAGUACGGAACCCCCGAGAGACCGGGAGACUGUCCGAGAGGGAAGUGCCCUUGGGACAGCAAGUUGGUGAUCGCCGUGUUCACCAGUGCCAAUCUGGUGCUGUACGUCACCGAUCUGGUGUACUCUCAAAGAAUACGGUUUGUCUCGCAUUCAUCAGCAUAAAGCCAUCCUUUCUCCAAUCCGGUGGAUUUAUGAAUACCGGCAAUUAGUUAAAUACAGACAUGCCAAUAAACAGCUGUGUGUACUAGUAUCAUUUUUUUUUGGUCAUUUUUGUUAUUUAGAAUUAAAAUGUUUGGACUUUC